Molecule: messenger RNA, 5282 nt
Organism: Topomyia yanbarensis
Lineage: Eukaryota; Metazoa; Arthropoda; Insecta; Diptera; Culicidae
Gene: Hmt4-20
Product: histone-lysine N-methyltransferase Suv4-20
Exons: 3
Coding region: 1088-5092 (1334 amino acids)
Cellular component (GO): nucleus
Molecular function (GO): histone H4K20 methyltransferase activity; protein binding
Source: RefSeq, a predicted model, not a curated record
CCAACACAGCCAAACAGCGAAAAGCAGAAGUCGCUGGCUCUCGAUCGACGAAGCGGGUCGCGUUUUUAUUUUAUCAAUCGCUCAUCAGUAGAGAGGCGUUUUCCAAAGCAGAGAAAAGAGUCCGCCAGCCUCGCGGUCACAAUCGAGCAGUCAGUCUGCACCGCGAUACGAGUGAGAAAAGCACAUCGGGAAAGGAAAAGCGCAGCGUUUGCUGAGCUGAACACAGUGAUAUACAACAUCGUGUAUGUAUGGUAGCGUUGUGUAGUAGUGUGUACUCAACUCAGUGAGUAGAAGGAAAAAAAAAUCGAACUAGAGCAAGGUGCAUUUUUCGUUUCGUUCGGAGUAUAAUCGCGUUUGAAGAAGAAAAUUUCCGGGCUCGUUUGGAAGUGCGCGGUCGGAUUUUAUCGGAACAAGUGGAUUUCCGCGUUCGAACCUAGAGGGACACCAUUUCUCCUGCGCUAGUGGAUAUGGAUCUGCUGCGGGCAGUAGAACAACGGCAGAAAUUUUCCGCAGCAGCAGCAGCAAACCAUAGCAGCAAUCGAAACAGCAGCAGCAAGAUGGACUCCGUUGCCGUCGUCGUCAUGGUGGGAACCGAGCGCUGCUAGCCAAGCUGAGCUUUUUUUAUUCGUCUUGGAUUGGUUGGUCGGAAACGAGAGUAAUAGUUUAUUGCUGUCUGGAUAGUUUAGCACGCGGAACGAAAAGGACCUAAUCAAUAGAACAGAGCGUAACAAAUACAUCAGUCAAGCUGCCACCACUAGCGACGACCCCAGCGUUUCAACACUCCCUCAUAUUUGGGACUACAGAUUCGAUCGAAAAAAUCAGGCACGCGAGAGCGCUCGUCGCGAUAGCCUCGUCCAGAAGGGUCAGUGCCGACGUUGGUGCGGCGAACGGAUUAGCAGCAGCAGCAGCAGUAACAAGAGUCAGUGGUACUCACAAACGGCGACGGAGUAGACGCCGCCACCAGCAGCUGCGGCAAGACGCCGCUGAACAUCAACGAAACAAGACGCGCACUGACCCCGGGAAAACCCAACCAACAGCACUUCUCAGGAGACGUACAAGUUCCAAUAUCUCAGCGCCAAUCCGGAAGAUGGUCGUAGCAUCCACCGGUCAUGGCAGCGGCAGUAGUAGCAGUAAUAGCAGCAGCAGUAGCAGUAGCAACAGUUCCAACUCCUUGUCCCAUCAUCCAAGUCAGUCCCGAAGCGGUGGCAGCUCCUCCGGAGGGCAUCAGCGAGGAUCGGGUUCACAGAUGGGAACUGCUUACGCCGCCGCCGCCGUCGGGGCUGCUAGUGGGACGGGAAUGACACCGAAGGAACUGUCGGACAAUGAUGACCUAGCGACCGGCCUGGUGCUGGAUCCGAUUUUGGGCUUUCAGACGCACAAGAUGAACCUCAAGUAUCGGCCGCUGCGGGUCAACACCGAUCCGAUCAAGGAUCUCAUCGAGGAUUUCAUCCGAACGCAGAACUACGCCAAAUGCUACCAGCAGCUGAUGAAGGGGAACUGGAUUCCGCGGGCGGUGCUCAACAAAAGCAAGCUGGCACAGAAGCGGCUGGAGGCGCACAUUUAUCGAUACCUUCGUGUGUUCGAUCGCAACGCGGGCUUCGUGAUUGAGGGCUGCUACCGGUACUCGCUCGAGGGCCAAAAAGGGGCUAAGAUUUGCUCCACGAAAAAGUGGCUGAAGAACGAAAAAAUUGAAUGUUUGGUCGGUUGUAUUGCGGAACUGACGGAGAAGGAGGAAGCGAUGUUGCUGCAGCCGGGUAAAAACGACUUUUCCGUUAUGUACAGCUGUCGGAAGAAUUGUGCCCAGUUGUGGCUUGGACCGGCGGCCUACAUCAACCACGAUUGUCGGGCUAAUUGCAAGUUUGUAGCGACCGGACGGGACACAGCCUGCGUCAAAGUUCUGCGAGAUAUCGAAAUCGGAGAGGAAAUAACCUGCUUCUACGGGGAAGAUUUUUUCGGUGAUAACAACCGGUACUGUGAGUGCGAAACGUGCGAACGGCGCGGAACGGGGGCUUUCGCGAAGGACAAGGAUGGGGAGGAACAGAGCCCCAAUGGGGUACGCUAUCGGCUGAGAGAAACCGAUAAUCGACUGAACAGACUGAAGAGUAAAAAUAAUCAGAUUGAUCACGGGAAGACGACGAUUGGUAAAAGUGAGCCACCGUCGGCGCUGGCAGCGCUAAGCAUGAAAGAGCUGCGGCAAAAGGGAAUGACCAAAUACGACGCGGAAAUGCUGCUGGCGCAGCAGAAUCAACAUUCCCCGAGGAAGGCCGCAGCGGAACAGGUGGAGGAACCGCCAAAGGAGUCAAAAGUCAGCAAAGAGGAGGAAAACGCUUCUUCGGCUGGGAUUGUUAAUGAGAAAAGAGCCACCAGAUCGUCCCGUCGAUUUCAAACCCCAAGCGAAGAGAAAAAGCAACCUGCCACUGGCAGUACGCCCUCGGAGUCAACGAUCGAGGAAGCGGCCACUCCGGUUCCUCCUAGAAACACACGAAACACCACCCGACCGUUACGGGAAAAUUGCCGCCGGCGUUACAGCAGCAACAGUAGCAUCAACACGGACAUCUCAAGUAUCCUCUCGUCGACGUCGUCCUUCGUUACGGCCAGAACUUCGGUCCCGACGGCAGCCGAACGAAAGAUGAUGCCCCGGACCGUUAAAAACCAAUCGAUUGGGGGCACCGGCCGAAACGACGGAGACGUAAUCGUAAUCGACGACGAUAACAACAGCAACCACUCGUUCGCCUCCAAGAGUAGCUGCAGUGGAAGUUCGUCGCUCUCGAAGGGCCAACCGCCAAAGAACGACAGCGUCUAUGUGUUCAAUGAUCUCCUGGAAAGUGGCAGCCUAAAUGGUUACACGCUUAGAAAUCAUCACUACCACCAACCCGAGCAACAGCAACAACCGCAGCAGGAUCAGUCAUCCCAGCGACCUGCAUCGACGAAACGACGCUCGACGAGACACUCCCCGGCAGCAGAGCAGCAGCAACAGCAGCAUUUCAGUCCUCGAGUGACCCGACGAAAGCAGCGACUACUCGAGGGCAGCAGCAACGAUUCCAUCACUUCCACGCUACCAUCGGAACCAGCGCCUACACCGGAGCAUCAGUCUCCUCCGCCAUCGGUAAGCACAGAUCUCACAUCCGGAAGUAGCGGUGACAGUUCGAACCGGGGCAAUCGCCGAAAGCAGAAACUACAGACCCGCGUCAUGCUGGCGGAUGAGGAAGCGGCACUGGAGAAACUCCAGGAGGGUCAGGAAGCGGACGAAUUGGAACGGCUAGGUCGUCGAUCGAGUGUCGGUCGCGUUCCCCGCCGGUUGAUGCUGGACGAAGAAGCCGAGGAAGAAGAGGAGGAGGAGGACGAUGUGAUCCUGUCGAAAGUAACCCAUUGUGAUGAUACUAAUGAUAAUGCUAAGUUGUUAAGAGGUAUAAACCCGCAUGAAGAUGUCAUCGUUUUGAGCAGCGGAAGCAGCAGCAACGGUAGUACUAGCGGUAGUGAAAGUAAUAGUGGUAAAGUAUCAACUAGAGAUAGGAGCUGUAGCAUUAGUGUAGAUAAAGAUAACGGUACGGAGUCGGUGGCCGGUGGAGAAGAGCUUGCUACGAAGACGGUGAUUGGAUCGCGGAAGCGUAAAGUGUCGAAAAGUGAGUCGGAGAGUAGUUCAAGCUGGGAGAAUAAGAUUCCCGUUCAGAAGCAACCGAAUCCGGAGACAUUGCUGAAAACACCGGAACGACGACUGAAGCUGACACUACGAAUGAAGCGCAGUCCGGUGAUUGACGAACUUAUCGAAUCAGGUACUAGCUUAAGCGACGACACUUGCAGUACUCACCACAACUAUAAACCGGAGUACGAGAUCCUGCGGGUGGAAGGCAUUGCAGAGGAUAGUGAGAGGGAUGACGAUGAUGAGGAGGACGGAGAUGAUGAUGAGCUGGACGAGGAACUUACGUACAGCAGCAGUUGCAGUAGUCGGCUGUCUCAGAAACGAAAGAAACGUCACAAAUCGAAAGAAGCCCGAAGGCAUCGGAAACGGGCAAAGCGUGAACUACGUCGUCACGCUCAUCACCAUCAUCACCACCACCAUCAUCAUCAUCAUCCACCUGCGGCGGUGCAGCAGCAGCAACAGCAGCACCAUCAACAACAUUUGCUGCCUUCGCAUCAUGGUCAGCAACAACAGCAGCCAUCGGUCAUUUUGCAACCAUCUGCACUGGGACCGGUGACUGCUGCUGUUACUGCGGCAGCUGCCGCCGCCGCAAAUCUGACCCCUCCCAAACGCCUGCCACUCGAUUUCCCAGCACCGACCAAACGGCUUCGGUUGAUAUUCGGCAACGAAACGCGGACAAUCGACAUUCCACCGACGGCGAAAAUUUCCGCUUCGUCGUCUCCCUCUACGCCGAGCUCCCUGCCACUAUCCCCAGCGGUCAGUUUAACGCCAAAUAGUCUCAACAAUUCCACCGCCAGCAGCAGCAUCGUCAACAACACGCCAGGGGUGAUCGUCAGUCCGUCGCGGUCUCUCACCACUCAGUUCCCUUCCUUGAAUAGUUAUGCUGCCGCCACCAACACGUUCUCCCGGUCUCCACAGCCACCAAAUCAAUCUUCCCAGCAAACGUCCAGCACGACGCAGCACCUGUUCGCCACCAACACGCUUAACCCAAUCUCGUUCCUUCAAAGCAGCAACCUGCCGCUGCAAUUUCAGCAUCAUUCUCAUCCCCAUCACCACCACAACCUAUUCCAGUUUCAGACUACUCCUCCCGAACCGCAACCCCAACAUAACGUCAUCCAACACACUGCUCUUCUACAACAGCAGCAGCUGCAACAGAAACAACAACAAACGAUGAUGACAACAACAACGACGAUUCAGUUGAAUCUAAACCACCACCACCAUCCCCGGUUCGGCGAACAUCUCAAUCAUAACCUUCACCAUCUUAACAAUCAUCAUCAUCAUCAUUCACACUUGACGGCGGCGGCAGCUGUAGCCGCAGGAACGGCUGCAGCCAACGGCCCAACCAUUGCCGCCGCCACCUCAAUAAGCACCACCACUCCGACCAAGUGUAGUCCGUAUCAGCAGCUGGCGGCACUGACCACGGCACAACCCGGUGUGGCCACGUUCAACUGACGGCUGGGGACGGCGGGCAAACUGCAACGGCGGUAGAGAGCGGCGAGGAAGUGGAACACCCCCAGCAGGGCGGGCGCGCGUGCGGAUGUGGUUGUGUUGGGGGUUUGUUUGUGGGACGGUUGGUCGAAUGGUUUUUUUUUUUGGUUUCGUUUCACGCGUGCAAAUUGCUUGCUGAAUCAGUUUUUUUUUU